Cavia porcellus (domestic guinea pig) is the source of this 881-nucleotide messenger RNA. RefSeq names its product mesencephalic astrocyte derived neurotrophic factor (gene Manf). The transcript has 4 exons. NCBI's taxonomy places the organism in Eukaryota, Metazoa, Chordata, Mammalia, Rodentia, Caviidae. Gene Ontology annotation, biological process: neuron projection development; dopaminergic neuron differentiation. The coding region runs from base 11 to 640 and encodes 209 amino acids. The record is from RefSeq and is a predicted model, not a curated record. Gene Ontology annotation, cellular component: endoplasmic reticulum.
GGCUCCGCCAAUGGCAAACUGCUGCGUGCCGGGAGGACUCAGAGGCGGCGCGGUGUGGUGCGGCGGGUGCGGUUCAGUCGGGCGGCGGCGACCGUGGAGGAUGUGGGCUACGCAUUGUCUGGCGGUGGCGCUGGCCUUGAGUGUAUUGCCAGGCAGCUGGGCGCUGCGGCCCGGCGACUGCGAAGUUUGCAUUUCUUAUCUGGGAAGAUUUUACCAGGACCUCAAAGACAGAGAUGUCACAUUCUCACCAACUACUGUUGAGAAAGAACUUAUAAAGUUCUGCUGUGAAGCAAGAGGCAAAGAGAAUCGCUUGUGCUACUAUAUUGGGGCCACAGAUGAUGCUGCUACAAAAAUCAUCAACGAGGUGUCAAAGCCUCUGUCCCACCACAUCCCUGUGGAGAAGAUUUGUGAGAAGCUGAAGAAGAAAGAUAGCCAGAUCUGUGAACUAAAGUAUGACAAGCAGAUUGACCUGAGCACAGUGGACCUGAAGAAGCUCCGAGUGAAAGAGCUGAAGAAGAUCCUGGAUGACUGGGGAGAGACAUGCAAAGGCUGUGCUGAGAAAUCUGAUUACAUCCGGAAGAUAAAUGAACUGAUGCCUAAAUAUGCACCCAAGGCAGCCAGUGCUCGGACUGAUUUAUAAUCUGCCCAACCCAAUUCCUGCUGCACCUGAGGGGAAGAAGUUUGGCUGUUUCUUGCCAAAACAGCCUUUUUGUAAUUUAUUUUUUAAGCAGGCUCCUGACAAUAUCAAAUGUGAAGUCUGGAGCUUUCCUGAUGUGGGCUCUGUGGUGCCCCCAUAGUGGGAUUCAUUUCCUUCUGUUGUUGGUUUACUCUAGGACUUCAAAGUGUGUCUGGAAUUUUUUUAUUAAAAGGAAAAAAAAUAA